UGUGUGUGUGGGUGUGUGUGGGUGUGGUCUGAACAGGGUGAGGCUCCUCUAGACUUAAAACACACCGUGUUUCACAGAGAGUCACUUUGUGUCUGCAACACCUUCAGAUCUCAAACCAGCAGCAUGGACCUGAGCGAAGCUCUAGGAGAUUGGCCCUCUGGUGGCAACAACCAACAACCUACCUGGCCUGGAGGUCAGCCUGGAGGUCAGCCUGGAGGUGGAGGGACCUGGCCUGGACAAUCUACUAACCCCACCUGGCCAGGUAACUCCACUAACCCCACCUGGCCUGGAGGUCAGCCUGGAGGUGGAGGGGCCUGGCCCGGACAGCCCGGACAACCAAGCCAGCCCUCCUGGCCCGGACAGCCCGGACAACCAAGCCAGCCCUCCUGGCCCGGACAGCCCGGACAACCAAGCCAGCCCUCCUGGCCCGGACAGCCCGGACAGCCAAGCCAGCCCGGACAGCCCUCUCCCAACCCCCAACCAUCUGCACCAGGACCUGGACCUGGACCUGGACCUGGUUUUCAAUCUGGACUCAAAAAGAAUCUGGCGGUUCCGUACGACCAGACUCUGCCUAACGGAGUUCAUGACAAACUGCUCAUUACCAUCGUUGGAACCAUCAAGUCCAACGCUGAGAAUUUCGCAGUGAAUCUGUCAACAUCACAUGACCUGGCCUUCCACUUCAACCCUCGCUUCAAUAAAAAUGGCAAGACGGUGAUCGUCAGGAACACCUGCAUCAGCAAUAAGUGGGGGAAAGAAGAGAGAGACAUCUCAGGGAACGUUCCCUUGAUCCCAGGACAGCCUUUCGAGAUGAAGAUCAUGUGCACCAACCGAGAGUAUAAGGUCGCCAUAAACAACUCUCACCUUCUGACGUACCAACACCGGGUGACCGACCUGAAACACAUCAACAAACUCAGCAUCUACAACGACCUCACCCUGAGCGAUGUCCGCCUCGAGACUCUGCCCUGAGGCAGUUCACUGGAUCCCCCACAUAUCUAAUACAGAUCCACUGGGAGAUCUGUUGUGGAUUCACCAGAGAUCUACUGUGGAUCCAUGGGAGAUCUGUUGUGGAUUCACCAGAGAUCUACUGUGGAUCCAUGGGAGAUCUGUUGUGGAUUCACCAGAGAUCUACUGUGGAUCCAUGGGAGAUCUUUUGUGGAUUCACCAGAGAUCUACUUGGGAAGAUCAUUGGUGAUGAACCACAGAUCUACCUGUACAAAUGUUUUUUUCUAUUUGACUCAAAUAAAGUUUUCAUCUUAGAUU
This is a messenger RNA of Cyclopterus lumpus (lumpfish), 1260 nucleotides long. RefSeq names its product lectin, galactoside binding soluble 3b (gene lgals3b). Gene Ontology annotation, cellular component: nucleus; immunological synapse. The transcript has 7 exons. NCBI's taxonomy places the organism in Eukaryota, Metazoa, Chordata, Actinopteri, Perciformes, Cyclopteridae. Gene Ontology annotation, biological process: positive chemotaxis; negative regulation of extrinsic apoptotic signaling pathway; eosinophil chemotaxis. Bases 124 to 966 code for a protein of 280 amino acids. Gene Ontology annotation, molecular function: laminin binding; carbohydrate binding; IgE binding. The record is from RefSeq and is a predicted model, not a curated record.